AUGUUAUUCCUGUCAUUGAUAUUCCUGUCUCAGUUCUUGAGUCUGCUUGCUGCUCCGAUGCCGUUGGCUGGACCUGCGGUAUUGGUGCAAGCUAAGCGGGCUGCUGUGUCCAAUCUCCGCCUACCCGAUGCUCUUCCCGCGCCUCCAGCUAUUGAAAGGCGUCACUUGGACGAGCGCAGAAGCAGAACAACGACUGUAGUCAAUUCAACGAGGGCUCCUUCAGCUGCCACUGCUACCUCCUGUCCCGCACCAGGAACUCCGCCAGUCAACGCUGCCGCAGGAGGAGAAACAGCCGAAAAAAUCAAUCUCAAUGGCACAUUUGGUCAGGCUGUAGCCUUACAGGGAGGUGAUAUCCAGACAGACGUCCUCUACCCACCAUCAGCAAUCGGAAGCCUCGAAAUCGAGUUCAAAAACCGAGAUGGCAGAACCCUCACGGUGAGGGAGAACAAGACUCCCGCUCCGCCUCCGACAGGCUUCGUCGCCCUUGAACCUUCGUCUUUUAUUGUGAGUUUGGCCGGAGGAACUCAGGGUCUCACUCUACAAAAGGUGGACUAUAUCUUCAAUGUCGCAAAUCCUACAGUUGUGGCCGCAAACAUUGCCCAGGCUCAAGUUGGCAAACUCUCUGCCGAUGGCUGCCAGUUUGUGAUCGACCCUGCUCUCGGCGAGCUUGAAUUCGAAGCUGAGGAAAAUGAGCUGUCGUUGACUGUUGCCGAUAUGAAUGGAGAGUGGGGAAUUUUCGUGUCAGCAGCGGCUGUUGCGUCGCAAGCAGCGGCGGAAGAGACACCAGCAGAAGAAGUGAACGUGAACGGUACUUUCGGAACUGCGAUCGCCGUCCCUGGUGGCAAUGUCAAGACUGAUAUCUUGUUCCCUGAGAGCGCUGCCGGAUCUUUAGAAGUUGAGUACAACGGCACGAAUGCCAACGCCAUCACUGUGACGCAGAACGCGAAUCCAGCCAGCCCACCCGCCGGGUUUCUCUUUGUUGACCGCACCACCUUCCAGGUCGCCACUGACGCCGCCACUAAUCCAGCCACCGAUAUUGUCAAAGUUGAUUACAUUUACAGCGAGCAAGUCAAAAGGCUUGUUGACGUCAACCAAGGUGUCAUUGGAAAACUGGAUCCCGCGACCAAUACCUUUAUCACUUCUGGCCUCGGUGAAUUUGAAGUCGAGUUGGACGAAAAUGAGUGGACGUUGACGGUCGAGGACCUCAACGGGGAGUGGGCGAUCUUGAUUCCGCAGGCUGCGCUGCUGGGGUGA
Fonsecaea nubica is the source of this 1254-nucleotide messenger RNA. RefSeq lists its product as hypothetical. The record is from RefSeq and is a predicted model, not a curated record. Bases 1 to 1254 code for a protein of 417 amino acids. The transcript is spliced from 4 exons. NCBI's taxonomy places the organism in Eukaryota, Fungi, Ascomycota, Eurotiomycetes, Chaetothyriales, Herpotrichiellaceae.